AUGAAGGACUUCAAUGAGUUUAUCUACACUAUGGAGUUGCAGGACUUGCCAAUGUUAGGAAGAUCAUUUACAUGGUGCAAUGAUGUGGAGGGUGAGAGGUGGAGCAGGUUAGAUAGAUUUAUUUUGGACAUUGGCUGGCUUGAGAAAUUCUCCUUUAAGCAGUGGGGAUUAAAUAGAAGUAUUUCUGAUCAUUGUCCAGUUAUCAUUAUGACUGAUGAGAGGGACUGGGGUCCAAAACCAUUCAGGUGUAUUAUAAUGCUUGGAGCUUACAUCCAAAUUUUGUGGUUACAGUUAAGACUGCAUGGAAUAGUUGUCAGAUGGAAUAGUGAAGUGUUUGGUAAUGUGGAUGAAAAACUGAAAAAACCUGAGGAUGAAUUGCAUGAGUGGGACCUAAAUGCUGAGUCUAGAGAUUUGCAGGAGUUUGAGAAAAGUCGCAGAAGAGAGGUGCAAGGUUCAGUUUGGGACCUGAAGAUAAAAAAAGAGAACAUGUGGCAGCAAAAAUCCAGGUUACUUUGGACUGAAAAUGGUGAUAAGAAUUCAAGGGUAAGAAGCCACCAUUCCUACGCAUCAUCUUUGAAAGUGAGAGUGGCAAAAAUUGCCUUCUGUCUUUCUGUGAAAGGCAGCGCGCGAAAAAUCUUCUCCAUGUCCCUAAUCCAAGCUUUUACUCUCAAUAGGGCCUGCAAGAAGCUAGUAACUGUUCUUUUCAUGAUUCUUUCCAUUGACUCUGUUCCACUGACUGAGGACCCAUUUCUGUUACCAUCAUUGGCUAUUACUACAAAGUAA
This is a messenger RNA of Camellia sinensis, 783 nucleotides long. RefSeq lists its product as uncharacterized. Lineage: Eukaryota; Viridiplantae; Streptophyta; Magnoliopsida; Ericales; Theaceae. Gene Ontology annotation, molecular function: catalytic activity. The record is from RefSeq and is a predicted model, not a curated record.